Messenger RNA from Condylostylus longicornis, 1384 nucleotides. It is a transcript of the gene Fib, whose product is annotated as rRNA 2'-O-methyltransferase fibrillarin. Gene Ontology annotation, cellular component: box C/D methylation guide snoRNP complex; small-subunit processome; Cajal body. The transcript has a single exon. Gene Ontology annotation, biological process: rRNA methylation; box C/D sno(s)RNA 3'-end processing. Bases 147 to 1172 code for a protein of 341 amino acids. Gene Ontology annotation, molecular function: histone H2AQ104 methyltransferase activity; rRNA methyltransferase activity; RNA binding. The record is from RefSeq and is a predicted model, not a curated record. Lineage: Eukaryota; Metazoa; Arthropoda; Insecta; Diptera; Dolichopodidae.
CAUAAUAUUAACGUCAAAGCGUUUAACCUCAAUUUGGUUUGUUUAUAAUAAACACGUGAAAUAAAUAGCUGGAACAUCGUUAUCUCGGCUUUGAUUUUUUGGAGUUAUUUUUUUUGUGUUUCAUAUUUAUAAUAUAUUGGACAUAGAUGGGUCGACCAGGAUUCUCACCACGAGGUGGCGGUGGAGGAGGUGGUAAAGGAGGUUUUGGAGGAAGAGGAGGUGGCGGCGGAGGUGGAGGUGGAAAGUUUGGAGGAGGUGGCGGUGGAGGAGGAGGUGGAAAAUUUGGUCGUGGUGGCGGCGGUGGCGGUGGCGGUGGGAAAUUUGGAGGAGGUGGCCGUGGUGGUGGUGGAGGUGGUCGUGGAGGUGGUGGAGGACGAGGAGGAGGUGGCAGAGGUGGUGGAGGUAGGGGUGGUUUCGGUGGAAGAGGAGGACGAGGAGGUGGUAUGAAAGGAGGAAAAACAGUUGUUAUAGAACCACAUCGCCAUGAAGGAGUUUUUAUUGCUCGAGGAAAAGAAGAUGCUCUUGUUACUAGAAAUUUUGUUCCUGGAUCUGAAGUUUAUGGUGAAAAACGCAUUUCCGUUGACACAGAUGGUGAAAAGAUUGAAUAUCGUGUUUGGAAUCCUUUUCGUUCAAAGUUAGCUGCUGCAAUAUUAGGUGGAGUUGAUAAAAUUCAUAUGCCUCCGGGAACCAAAGUUUUAUAUUUAGGGGCUGCAUCUGGUACCACAGUUUCUCAUGUCUCUGAUAUUGUUGGACCGGAAGGUUUAGUUUAUGCUGUAGAAUUUUCACAUCGUUCGGGUCGUGAUUUAAUAAAUGUAGCAAAAAAACGUACCAAUAUUAUACCAAUAAUCGAAGAUGCACGUCACCCGCAUAAAUAUAGAAUGUUAGUGGGAAUGGUUGAUACAAUAUUUGCUGAUGUAGCGCAACCAGAUCAAGGUAGAAUAGUAGCAUUAAAUGCCCAACAUUUCUUAAAAAAUGGUGGUCAUUUUGUUAUAUCAAUAAAGGCAUCUUGUAUAGAUUCAACAGCCCAACCAGAAGCUGUAUUUGCAUCGGAAGUGAAAAAAAUGAUUGCAGAUAAAUUGAAACCACAAGAACAAAUUACUCUUGAACCAUAUGAAAGAGAUCAUGCUGUAGUAGUCGGAGUAUACAGACCACCACCAAAGGUCAAAGAGUGAAAAUUUCAAUUAAAAUUUCUUAAAUAAUUUUUGAAUUUUAUAAUGCAAAAACAAAAGAUUGUUUUUUAAUUUAAGGUUUACCUACGUAUUUUCUCUAAAAAAAGAUUGAUACAGAUUUUAUAUUUUAAGAAAAUUUAAGAAAACAAAUUAAUAUUUGUUUUAGAAUUAUAAUACUAAUGGACAAAUAUAUAGAUACAUGUACAAAAUCAAAA